AUGCAGUUCGAUUUUAAAUUCAUACAUGACGCUCGGCAUCAAUCGAUAGAAUAUUUGAGAGAGGAACUAGCCAGGUUAAAGAAAGAUAACCAUCCGCUUCUGCACUCCGUUCGCCGAAAAAUCCUCAAGGACAGGACAAUUCAAGCUGAUAGAACGCAGCGGCAUCGGGAACGUGCAGCACAAAGAGCGAAACAAGAUCGUGACUCGAAAGAAACUGAAUAUCGAUUUGAAAACACUCAUCGGAUAUCUGAACUAAUGGAGGAAGCUACGAAACGGGCCGAAGACAUGGAAAAAAGUUUGGCACACGAAUAUGGCCUAGUUGAUAUCACUAAAGCAAUCGUCGCUCCACUCACAUUCGAUUCUACUAAGAAAACACUACGAGGUCGAGGAGGAGGGCUACUAAUAGAGCCAGCUUCUUAUUUCAACUCAAAUCAAAAUAGUCGGAUUCCCGAAUUCAAAUUGAAUUUGGCGUUCGAUAACGUCAGGAUUCGUGCUGAUCUUGAUGCAAUUCUUAAUCGUCCUGAAGCGCGAAGAAAAGUCUACAGUAUUGUAGCUAUUCAAAAGCCCAAACUUAUUAUAGAUAAUAAGUCUUUCAAACACGGUGAAGAUGUUUAUGCUUGGAAUACCACUUUCGGAAACGUCCUUGCACGACUCGAGAUCACAAACGAUAAGCUGGUUCAUCUGAAAGGGAGCAACAUGCUUUGUGAAAUUGAAUGCCGUGCUCUGAAUGCAGCUCAUACUAUGCUCAUUCAAGAUUUUGAACCAAAAGAUGCAUUGACAUACUUGGAGGGUCAAAAAAUUUUCACUGAAGAUCAUUCAGAUCUUAUUGGUACAAUGCCAACUCGUCUCGAGAGAAUCGCAAAUUUUCUUCGAGCGUAUCGACGUCAAGCUUCUGAGUUGGGCCCGCUCAUCGAUUUUUUCACCUACAACAAUCAAAGUCAUCUGGCUCACUUUCUUGAAGAAUACAUAUAUUUUGCUAUAAAUGAGCCUCAUCAACUUCGUCCUGUUGUGAUUGCCCCGAAAUUUUCAAGGCAGAUGCUUGAUCGAAAACUUCUCUUAGGAAACGUACCGAAACAAAUGAGCUGUUACAGUCGUGAGGAUCACGUGGAACGAGUAAUCGAUAAAUUAGACGAAUUGUGCGAUUUAGAUUCUUUCUUUCUGUUCCUUCAUGGACGUUCUGGAUCCGGAAAAUCUGUGAUAGCUUCACAGGCGUUGUCUAAAUCAGAUCAGUUAAUCGGAAUAAACUAUGACUCCGUUGUGUGGCUCAAGGACAGUGGUACAACGCCAAAAUCAACUUUCGAUCUAUUCACAGAUCUUCUAUUGAUGCUGAAACGAGCCCGUGUUGUGAGCGACACGGAUGACUCGCACUCCAUCACCGACUUCAUUAACCGUGUUCUUUCAAGGAGCGAAGACGAUCUUCUCAAUUUUCCAUCAGUCGAGCACGUAACUUCAGUUGUUCUCAAGCGAAUGAUUGUAAAUGCUUUAAUUGAUCGUCCAAAUACUCUUUUCGUUCUCGACGAUGUCGUACAAGAAGAUACAAUCCGAUGGGCUCAAGAGCUCCGUUUGCGGUGCUUGAUCACGACGCGGGAUGUAGAAAUUUCGAAUGCAGCCUCACCAACAUGCGAAUUCAUCGAAGUCACGUCAUUAGAAAACUUUGAAUGCUAUGAUAUGUUAGAAGCCUAUGGAAUGCCGAUGCCUGCUGAUGAAAGAGAAGAGGACAUCCUACAUAAAACAAUCGAUCUAACCAGCGGAAGCCCAGCUGCGCUCAUGAUGAUUUUUAAAUCGUGCGAACCGAAAACAUUUGAAAAGUGA
Caenorhabditis remanei is the source of this 1812-nucleotide messenger RNA. RefSeq lists its product as uncharacterized. The record is from RefSeq and is a predicted model, not a curated record. Bases 1 to 1812 code for a protein of 603 amino acids. NCBI's taxonomy places the organism in Eukaryota, Metazoa, Nematoda, Chromadorea, Rhabditida, Rhabditidae. Gene Ontology annotation, biological process: regulation of apoptotic process. The transcript is spliced from 9 exons. Gene Ontology annotation, molecular function: ADP binding.